AUGUCAAUGCAUUUUUCAGAUUUAUUAGUAAACAAGUUUUUACAAAAAAAGAAGCCGGUAUGCCAGAAAAGUAUUUUCGAAAUCCUUUUGAUGAUUAUUCGAGAGAGGUGGCAAAAGAACUUAUAGAAAAUAAUUUGGUUAGUAAAAAAUGUAAAAUAUCUUGCAAUUUAAGUGCCAAAUGGCAGGCAACAUUAAAUAAAUGUCAGUGUUUAGAUUACAAUGAUUAUUCAGUGUAUACUGGAACCUCCGGUAUUGCUUUACUGAAAUUAAGAAAAGAUCCUGACAAUGUGGAAAUCCUACAUGAGGCUAAAAAUUUGCUGUCAUUGAACAGACUUCGUAAUAGGAGGCAUACAUUUCUCUGUGGCGAUGCUGGACCACUCUCAAUUGGUAUCGUUGUAAACCACAAAUUAGGAAAUAAUGAGGAGGUAAAACAACUCGCUGCAAGACUAAAAUCAUUAGAAAAAGAUGUAUUACACGUGCAUUCUGAUUUACCCAACGAAUACUUAUAUGGACGUGCAGGCUACCUUUUCGCCAUUCUGUAUGCUAAUAAAAAUGUAGUACCUCCACCUUUUGAUGAUAAUUUCAUUCGAUCGGUAAUUGAAGCAAUAUUAAUUUGCGGCCAAAAUAUGGCUAAGGCAGGUAAAUUUAAGUGUCCAUUGAUGUACCAGUGGCACGACAGUUAUUACCUGGGGGCAGCGCAUGGACUAUCUGGCAUUUUAUAUUUGCUUCUCCAAGUGAAGGAGUAUUUAACACAGGAAGAGUUGGAUGCUCUCGUUAAGCCUACUAUUGAUUAUCUUAUCACACAAAGAUUUCCUAGUGGUAACUUUCCUUCUUCUCUUGGGAGAGACAGUGAUAAGUACGUACAAUGGUGCCAUGGUGCUCCAGGAUUUUUAUAUUUAUUCACAGCAGCAUAUAAGGCAUAUCAUGACUCCAUGUAUUUACAAUUGGCCCAGGAUUGUGGGGACGUAAUAUGGGAAAGGGGUUUGCUAAAGAAAGGUUACAGUAUUUGUCAUGGUGUGUCUGGAAACGCUUACUGUUUCUUGGAAUUGUACCAGACCACAAAGGAAGAGAAACAUUUGUACCGUGCUAUAAAAUUCGCAGAAUGGUGCUUAGCCUACUCUAGAGAGCAUGAAGAACAUCCCCCAGAUCGUCCUCUGUCUCUCUAUGAAGGUAUUGCAGGACCUAUGUAUCUGCUCCUGGAUAUCCAGAAACCAAUGGAGGCUAAAUUUCCUGGUUUUACUUUAUAAGGCUGUAUCUGUAUAUUAAAAAAUGUAAUGCUCUAAUGCUUGUGAAAUUUAAGGUGUAAAAAUACAAGUUCUCAAUCCGAUGUUUUAUCUAGGUGGUAACCUUCAA
Messenger RNA from Anoplophora glabripennis (Asian longhorned beetle), 1353 nucleotides. RefSeq names its product lanC-like protein 2. The transcript has 8 exons. The record is from RefSeq and is a predicted model, not a curated record. Gene Ontology annotation, biological process: peptide modification; carbohydrate metabolic process. Gene Ontology annotation, cellular component: plasma membrane. Lineage: Eukaryota; Metazoa; Arthropoda; Insecta; Coleoptera; Cerambycidae. Bases 60 to 1247 code for a protein of 395 amino acids.